AUGAAGAAUGAUUCUGCUAUGACUGAGUUCAUCUUGCUGGGUCUUUCCAGUUCCCCUGAACAUCAGAUGUUAAUCUUUUGGCCAUUCACGUUCAUCUAUGCAGCAGCCUUGUCAGGCAACUCCCUCAUCAUCCUCGCCAUCAGCACUACGAGCAAACUUCACACACCAAUGUACUUCCUGCUCAUCAAUUUGUCUGUAAUAAAUGUGUGUUCUAUUUCUGUUACAGUCCCCAAAAUGCUGCAAAUAAUUUUGUCAGGGAGAAAGGCCAUUCCAUUUGCUGGCUGCAUUGCACAGGUAUAUCUCUUCACCUUGGCUUUAGGGACUGAGCUCCUGCUCCUUGCAUUCAUGGCCUUUGACCGCUAUGCUGCUAUUUGCCAUCCUUUCCAGUAUGUAGUCAUCAUGAAGAGGGAGUUUUGCAUUGGGGUAAUGGCUGGACUGUGGCUGAUAGGCAUGGUCAAUUCUGCAGUUCACACAGGACUUGUGCUUCAGCUUUCCUUCUGCAACUCCAACAUCAUCAAUCAUUUCUUCUGUGAGCUGCCACCAAUGUUCAAGAUCUCCUGCUCAGACACGACUCUGAAUGAAACCAUGGUUUUUGCAGCAUCUGUGAUCAUUGCAAUGGGGAGUUGUGCAUUGACAUUAAUGUCUUAUUGGUUUAUCCUAAGAACCAUCUUCCGAAUCCAUUCGAGAGAAGGGAAGAAGAAAGCCUUCUCUACAUGCUCUUCCCAUCUCUUGGUUGUCAGUUUUUACUAUUCCACUAUCAUUUAUACUUUCCUUCGGCCUGCCUCAGCCUACUCACUAGAAGAAGACAAAGUUAUUGCUCUCCUUUAUACAGUAGUAACCCCAGUCCUGAACCCACUCAUAUACUCCCUCAGAAACACUGAUGUGAAAGAGGCUCUCAAAAAGCUAGUCGUAAGAACACUUUUCCAGAGAGAUUAG
Molecule: messenger RNA, 936 nt
Organism: Elgaria multicarinata webbii
Lineage: Eukaryota; Metazoa; Chordata; Lepidosauria; Squamata; Anguidae
Product: olfactory receptor 13G1-like
Exons: 1
Coding region: 1-936 (311 amino acids)
Biological process (GO): G protein-coupled receptor signaling pathway
Cellular component (GO): membrane
Molecular function (GO): olfactory receptor activity; odorant binding; G protein-coupled receptor activity
Source: RefSeq, a predicted model, not a curated record